UCUCUCUCUCUCUCUCUCUCUUGUUCUGGACGCGCCGUCAAAAGGAGAAGGAAGGGAAUGUAUUAAUGGCGGAUUCUCCCCCGUCAUUUUAAAUAAGCACCAUCAUCACCAUCCCAUUGUCUCCCCGUCAACCCGCUCUUAAUUCCUCCUCCUCCUACUCCUCCUUCACAUUGCCAUGGCGAAGUCUAUCAUCGGUCUUCAGCAAUCUCCCACCACUACGUUGACUUCAGUGACCCGUCGACGAUCUCUCCCACUCCCACAGUUCACGGGCGUGGCGAGGCCUCUGUCAGCUAAACCAGCCAUUGCCAGUCAGAUACGGACAAACCCAGGUGCCGCUUUCACUGUCAGUGCUUCCGCCGGGACGGUGCUCGAGACCAAUUCAGCAUCAAAGGUUUCAUCUUUCAAUGAGUUGAUUGAGUCUCUAAUUCACGGAGUGGAUUUAUCGGAGUCUGAGGCCGAGGCGACUCUGGAUUUUCUGCUGGACGACGCCAGCGAGGCGCUGAUUAGUGCUUUUCUUGUGUUGUUGAGAGCCAAAGGAGAGACCUUUGAGGAGGUUGUGGGUUUGGCGAAGGCAAUGACCAAGCAUGCUAGGAAGGUAGAAGGGUUAACUGAUGUAGUGGACAUCGUUGGGACAGGUGGGGAUGGUGCAAACACAGUCAAUAUAUCCACGGGAGCUUCAAUACUCGCCGCCGCUUGUGGGGCCAAAGUUGCAAAGCAAGGAAACCGUUCAAGUUCUUCAGCGUGUGGAAGCGCUGACGUAUUGGAGGCUCUUGGGGUAGUUAUUGACUUGGAACCUGAGGGAAUCACGAGAUGUGUGAAUGAAGCGGGAAUUGGUUUUAUGAUGGGUCCAAUAUAUCAUCCAGCGAUGAAGAUCGUCAGUCCUGUGAGGAAGAAGCUGAAAGUAAAGACAGUGUUCAAUGUGCUGGGGCCCAUGCUGAAUCCUGCACGAGUUCCUUUUGCUGUUGUUGGUGUUUACAAAGAUGAAUUGAUUGUUAAAAUGGCAAAAGCACUGCAAAGAUUUGGGAUGAAAAGAGCAUUGGUUGUUCACUCAGAGGGUCUAGAUGAAAUCAGUCCCCUGGGAUCAGGAUAUAUUCUUGAUGUCACCCCGGAGAAGAUCAGGGAGUUUGCAUUUGAUCCAUUGGACUUUGGCAUUCCUCGGUGCACUUUGGAUGACUUAAGAGGUGGAGGACCUGAUUAUAAUGCAGAGAUGCUGAGGCGAAUCUUAUCGGGGGAGAAAGGACCUAUGGCUGAUGCAUUUAUUCUGAAUGCUGCAGCAGCUCUGUUGGUGAUUGGCCGAGUUAGAACCCUUGAGGAGGGAGUCACCCUUGCCCGUGAAACCCAAAGAUCAGGCAAAGCUCUCGGGACCCUCGAUUCUUGGAUCAAAGUUUCAAAUUCCUGAAUGUCAUGCAGAAGAUUAAACAAGAAGUAGCAUCUGCAGUUUUAAGCUGAUUGUGGUUCACGAGCGCAGGUCUGAAAGCUGCAUUCUUGGGCCGACAUGUAAAACAUGGUAAGAAUUGGCAGAAAGUCUUUUGAGGUAGGCCCACAUGGCCUCUUCUGUAUCUUCCUUCGUGUAGAAUAUAAGUAUGUGCAGCAUAUAGUCGUAACUCAACAUUGUUGCCCUCGCUCUGGCUCAAAACUGCACUGGGGGAAAGGUACCCAUAGUAAUAAAACUUUUCUACCGGACUGAUCUUA
Molecule: messenger RNA, 1692 nt
Organism: Punica granatum (pomegranate)
Lineage: Eukaryota; Viridiplantae; Streptophyta; Magnoliopsida; Myrtales; Lythraceae
Source: RefSeq, a predicted model, not a curated record